Messenger RNA from Asparagus officinalis (garden asparagus), 2705 nucleotides. RefSeq lists its product as uncharacterized. Gene Ontology annotation, molecular function: protein binding. Lineage: Eukaryota; Viridiplantae; Streptophyta; Magnoliopsida; Asparagales; Asparagaceae. Bases 462 to 2537 code for a protein of 691 amino acids. The transcript is spliced from 7 exons. The record is from RefSeq and is a predicted model, not a curated record.
UAUAGUAUAAGCAGUACAAGUAAUUCCCGAUUCUUUGGAAUUAAUUAACUAAGCUUUAUCAGCUUUUUCCUCCCUGAGAAUCUGGGACCAGGCAUCCCAGCAUUCCAUCCUCUAGCUACAAGCAAAGCCAAAAGAAACCUGUACAUCACCUUUUAUAGAACAGUUAGUUGCAGAUAGACCCCUUACUAUCUCCCAAUUGCCAAUAGACCCCUAUAGUUUUAUUGUUGCAAAUGGACCCCCAAGUGAAAUGAGGUUUCCUCCUUCUUCGAGGGGAAAAGAGCAAAGAAAAAUAUAUAUAUGUAGGAAUCUAUCUGCUACAAUGAAAGUACAUAGCUCUAUCCCCAAUUCAGUUGUAGUAUAAGGGGUUUAUCCGCAAUUAACCCUUUAGAGAACAAUAUAUAUAUCGGCAUUCACAUGAAACCAAUUUUCAUGCAAAACUAGCCCCUGAAAUAAACCGAAAAAUGGAUCCAAGGUUAGCAGCACAAGAUCAAGAAACUCCUUCCAUUUACCGCGAUACGAGUUUUCUUCGCAGUCAUCGAAAGAUUGAUGAUGCCAUACACCAAAACAAUAAAGACUUUCUUAGGGAACGCGCUAAGCAAGGCCCAGUCAACCUAUCAGAAGACCCUCUCCUCAAUGUUUUGAUUGCAUACAACAAGACCGAUCUUGCUAUCGAGAUUUUGGCGGCGAUUCCAGACGACCAACUGUCGGAGUCGAAUCAUGAUGGAGAUACAGCGCUUCAUGUAGCUGCAACGAAGGGAGAUGUGACGAUGGCUCAAGCAUUGAUUAAGAGAAAGCAGGACCUUGUUAACGCCCGGAACAAACAGCUGGAGACUCCUCUUCAUAAAGCCGCAUUGUUUGGGGAGAGUGAAAUGUUUUGGCUUCUUGUAGAGAAGGGCGGUCAUCCGAGUGCUCGGAGAGAAAAUGGUGCUACUGUUCUUCAUUCCGCUAUUAUGGGCAAUGCUCCGAGUCUCGCCUUGGAAAUAGCAAGUGAAUACCGUGACCUGAUGACAACCCGCAACGAUAGAGCAGUCACACCUCUGCAACUCGUGGUGACUAUUCCAGAUGCAUUUCGGAGCAAAUUAUCUCUUGGGUCCUUUUCGGCUCUUAUUUAUGACUUUAUUCCUCUAGAAGACAGCAUUGCUGCCAAUAUGACCCAUAAAGGCGAUCUAGAGAAGCAAGUAACACAUGAAAACUCUGAUCAAUCAUACUGGCCGCUUGGAGAUGCAGCGGAGAGGGCAGGCAUACGCUUUUUAACGAGACACCGAAGUAAAUUUCCACCCAAUUAUGCAACCUUCUUUGACUUGUUAACGACUGCUUGGAUUCCAGUUUCUAUUGCAGUCAGAUGGAUAAGGGUGCUUCUCCUCAUAAUUCUGAAGCAAAUGUUUUCCGGAGUUGUGUACCUUGAACAGCAGAAGAUAAAACAUAAGCAAGCAAUGGAGCUUGUUCAGUAUCUGGCGAAAGAUCCUAGUUACUGGGAUUUCAUUGUGAAGGGAAGGACAGCUCCGUCUGAAGAGGAAACUGCAGACUCCAUUAGAAAGAGGAAGCCAACAGUUUCCUCAGAUGACUCCGGUAAAAUGACACGAGCAAAAUCCAUGUUAGGAGACACCAAGAAUUCUGACAGCAGACGAUGGGAUGAGUCACCAUUAACGCUCGGGGCUAAAAUGGGUCUCCACGAGUUUGUAGAGCAAAUCCUCAAGGUAUGUCCACAGUCGGCAAUAUUCUUGGACUUUGAGGGAAGAAACAUCCUACAAGUUGCCAUCCAAAAUGGUCAAGAAAAGAUUGUGGGGAUCGUGGAGUCAAUGGUCACUGGCACUAACCCGGUGCUUCCAUCAUGGUUGCUGUCGAGCAUUGACAAAAACACUAAGAACACUAUCUUGCAUUUUGCUGCAGAGAAAAUGGAGAAAGAAGAUGCGUCUCCUCUACAAAUGCAAAAAGAACUCCAAUGGUUUGAGAGGGUUAAAAAGCUGGUCCCCAAAGAUCUGGAGUACAGUCGCAAUGAAGGCGAGAAAACAGCACACGAGCUCUUCACCGAGAAUCACAAGGACAUGGUAAAAGAUGCCAAGGUUCAGCUAGUAGAAAUCGGGAAAACAUGCUCAGGUCUUGUCGCCGCGGUAGUCUUCGCCUCCAGUUUCUCCAUUCCAGGUGACCAAGAGAACGGAAACCCCACUUUCUACCACAAGACAGCCUUCAAGGUCUUCAGUCAUUCAUACGUGGUCGGCCUUUCUUGUGCUUCCACUGCCCUUGUAUUGUUCUUGACCCUUGUGAAUUCUCCUUAUAGAGAGCAGGACUUCCGUAGGUCUCUCCCGACGAGGUACUUCUUUGCCUAUGUGUCCUUAUUCUUAGCUUUGGUGUCACUUCUCGUGGCUUUUUCGUGCAACAUCUACCUCAACAUAUAUGGAGGCAGGAAAGCACAAACCAGUGAAAUACUUCCGCUAGUGUUCGAGCUUACAAUAUUUCCUGCACUCUGCAUCUUUGUGUUGCUAUAUCGAGGAUCUGACUUCGGUCUUGCAGCCUUUUUACGGCGUUUCUGGCAUUAAGUUGCGUAGUACCAAUUUGGAAGGUUAAAUAGAUGGAUUAGAGGGUUUGAUUGAUUCGAAGGAUAAAAUCUUGGUAUCUGUAGUGAUUUCGUUUUUCCCUUUUCGGUAUCUGAAUUGGUAGUUUGCGGUUUCCAUAAGUUUGAAUAAAAAAUGAUAUAUUUGUUGGUA